UAAGCUUCACUCAGUCAACCUCCUGUUUCCCUUUGAAGAGGCUCUACUCUGAUUUCCCCAUCUUUUGACUCUGGAGAGAAGAGAGCAAGGACCAAGGAAAGGAAAGGAAAGUCCUGUAAGGAUAUAUAGCAUAGUUUAUAGGGAAAGAGAGUUGGAGAGAAGAAGCUAAAGGGGCUUUGCUGCUUUUGCCGCUGUCGAUCAGGAAUAGCUGAGUGGAGGAGCCCCUGCUGAAGUGCUCAGCAGUCUGUCUUUUCCUGCCUGCUGGCCUUUCCGUCAUCUGUCCAUGCAGUAAGAGGAGAGAAGAACAGAGCAGGCUAGAGAGAGUUGACUCAUCAGGAUUCACUGUGUUUGGACUGUAAUAGUUAUUUUUGAGGGGGGUAUUUGGGGAGGUUAGGGGUGUUAAGGCUGCAGGUGGUGCUAGGGAGUUUGUUUUGCCAUGCAGCACUCUUGGGAUCGGACAAGUAUCACUGAGAGUGUCAAGAAAGGCCGUACAAAGAUGCUGGGAAAAGGACAAAGUAGUGGAUACUCCCCUGAGACAACGAGUGAACUCUUGCAGAGCAUCACUGCAGCGCCUGUGGACAGCACUGAUAAGAAGGGCAUCCAGGUGGGAGGCCAGCUGCCAGGUGGUGUGCAGGUGGGGCCUCAGCAUCAGAACCAACAGCUCCUCUUGACCCCAGCCAGCCUCCAGCUUGCUCAGCUCCAGGCCCAGCUUACCCUCCAUCGCCUCAAACUGGCUCAGGGGGGCAAUACAGCUUCUGCUGCCUCUGUUCUCAAUCAGGUUCUUUCCAAUGUCGCCAUGUCCCAACCCCUGUUUAAUCAGCUACGGACUUCGACUAUGGUUGGGAACCCUCAGGGUGCCUUCCCCUCAGGGAUGAUAGGUUAUCCCUCUUCAAAUUCAGCCUUGGGCCCCUUAGUGGGUGGAGGAUUCAACCAAAACCCAGGGAAUGUGAGACUGAACCAUCCUGGUGGAGGGGGCAUCGUGGGCCAACACAGCACAGAGUAUGGUAAAAAGUCAGGGUCAACUUACCCCUCUGAUUCUGACAGGCGUCUUCAGUACAACUUAGCUGGGGGGACAUCUGCAGCAUCAGCCACUGCUGGUGAUGAACAGUACUCAAUGAUUAACACUCAGGCAAAAAACAUGAACAAUGUUGGUUUCCAGAGAGAUUUCUAUGGGCAUGAUGUCCUGGGGCAACAAACUGGGUUUAGUGUCAACGAGCAGAAUAUGAAUGUGUAUAACUCCUCUGGGCAUAAGGAGCAAUGGAAAGGCCCUGCUAACCUGAGUCACACUGGAAAGGUUGAUCUGGUGCCUAAUGCUGCCAAUGUGUGGACAGCAGUUGGUCAGCCAAUUCGGUCCAGAACAGAACUGUAUAACCCUGAGGAGCCAACCCCUGACCCCAAGUUCACUCCCAGUAGCGGGAUUUCCUUGUUUGGUACAAGUGGCACACAGGCGUUUGGCGGCUACCAGCCUCUGCAUGGAAGUGAGGAAACCCUGUCUUCGGGUACCAGAACACUUCAGCCAUACCAAGUCAACGAUUACCAUGCUGUCACACCCACUCAACUACCACACCAGUGUAGCAUCUGUGACAAAAAGGUCUACAACCUCAAGGACUGGGACCAGCACGUGAAGGGAAAACUACACCUGCAGAACCGAACGUUGUACACAAAUGAAAGCUCCGCAGGCGUAUCAGCUGGAGCUGUUCACUACGCUGUCAGCAGGCCUUCUGAUGGAGGUCUGAACACAGGAGGAACGAACUCCAUGGUCUACUCUGCUACAAGUCAAGAUGUAUCCUCAGGAACCAAUACAUCAUACUUACCAGCUGCAGCCAUGAAGACUUAUGCCCUGUCAGACACAGGAUUUGCCUCACACCAGCCAGAAUCAAAGCCAUUUCCACCCAGAAAGGCCACCGCAGGUCGAGUUGUUCACAUCUGCAACCUCCCUGAAGGCAGCUGCACAGAGAACGAUGUCAUCAACCUGGGACUACCGUUUGGCAAAGUCACCAACUACAUCCUCAUGCGCUCUACCCAUCAGGCAUUUGUGGAGAUGGCAUAUGUUGAAGCAGCACAAGCCAUGGUUCAAUACUACCAACUUACUCCAGCUAUGAUUAACAAUCAGAAACUUCUUAUACGAAUGUCUAAGAGGUACAAGGAGCUUCAACUCAAGAAACCAGGUAAAGAUGUUCAAUCGAUCAUCCAGGAUAUCAGCUCUCAGAGGGAGAGGGAUGAGAUUCAAGAACUUGAACACUACAUACCAGAGAGAGCACGCUCCCGCAGCCCUAUCAGCCGCUCUCUGAGUCCUCACUCCCACAGCCCCAGUUUUACAUCAUGCAGUUCAGCCCACAGCCCCCAGGGGGCGUUAUGCAGGGGUCCAGAGAGAGCCAGCAAUGGCAUGGGCCAACGCCGGGGCUCUUGGGAUUGGUCAUCACAUUUAAGAAGGGCUGAGGACGAAAGGGAGAGGGAUGACCCUUGGAGGAACGGGAGCAGUGUGGAUGAUGAUCGGCCUAAUGGACGGGCAGCUGAUCGUCGGAAGGCUUACCAAAAACCCUUGGAUCAUAUCAGCUCGAGAUCAGCAGAUGAGCGAGGAGUAGGAGGAGGUGAAGGGAUGAGAGGUAACAGAGACUGGCACCCACGAGGAAGCCCUCAAGGCAUGUCCUUCAACUCUUACAGGAACAUGGAGGACGACUUCUACAUAAAGGAAGAAAUGUACAAGUCAGACAAGCCUCCCAGACCUCCAUACCAAAGGCAUGAUGCAAAGCCAAAGAGGAGGGAUGGUGGUGACUACUACAGUAGGUCGAGGCAUUCAGAGUUCGAGAUGACUGAGGAGCCACUUCGAAGAACCCUAGAAGACAAGAGGCAGAGUUCACCAGACAGAGGCAGGAGCAAAAAGACAAGCAGGAGGCACACCACUGCGGAAAAACAUGAGAGAGAAAAUGCUACUGAAAACACAGAUUGCCAGUUAAAAGAAAAAUCUGGAUCACCUCAGCAAAGCAAUAAGCCAAAAGAGGCUACUGAAUGUGGUAAAAAGAGAGACACAGAGAAGGAAUGGGAAAGUGGAGAUGACACUGAUGAAGAGUGUUGGUAUCCUAAGAACAUGGAGGAACUAGUCACUGUAGAUGAAGUGGGAGGAGAAGAUGAUUCCAUAAUUGAGCCAGACCUUCCUGAGUUGGAAAAAUAUGCAUCCUGCCCCAAAGAGUCUGCAGAAGAAGAGGCAGUGGAGGCGCAUACAUUACCAUCUACCUCGCCCUCCUUGGAGGUGCAGGCAACAUCUAACAAGAAGUCUAACGAGGAAAAGGUCUGUGAGGAAGCUGCAGACCAGGCAGAAACAUCUGUAACUGAGAAACCAGGGGAUGUUUUAACUUCACCGAGUCCUGAAGACCAGAAACUCCAGUGGCCCCAGUGCCUAGUGGCUCCUGAGCUACCAGUCACUAACCUUAGUGACUUCCCUAGUGAGGAGUUCAAGGCUGCACUGGAGGAGACAUGUUUAGAGGAAACCAAAAGUGGGCCAUUAGAAGAGUUCAUGGAAAAUCACAUUGAUGAAUCAGAAGACAGCAAAACUUCAGAAGUAGAACAGGUUACGGAAACAAUCAAUAACGGGGUUCAACACAAGGACAGCAGUCUUAAAAAAGAGAUUGAAGUCCCUUCGCCAUCUCGUGAGCAAGAUAAAGCUGUCAGUGAACACAGUAUCCCUUUGGGAGUGGAGUUCAUUGUGCCAAGGACCGGCUACUACUGUAAACUCUGCGGACUUUUCUAUACCAGUGAGGACACUGCGAAGACCACUCACUGCCGCAGCACUGUACAUUACAGGAACCUACAGAAGUACCUGUCCCAGCUGGCAGAAGAGAGUCUGUCGGACGCACUUGUUUAACCUUCAGCUGCACAGUGACAUCAGCUUGGCUUCUCACGUCUUGUACAGUGAACAGCAUUGAACAUGAUUGAAGAUGAACAUGUAUGUGUGAUGUUCGUGCAAGGAUAUGGACACUAACAGCAUGGAUAAUGUGACACAUGGAGGCUAGAGUAUGUGGACGAUUGCACUGGUUUUGAUAUUUUGCGGUUAGGAUAUCUUUAAAGGACAAUCUCAUCGGUACAUGCUUUCAAUCUUGUACAUACCUGAAGUGAAAUGUAUAGUGAAGCUACAAUAUUGAAUUUAUUUUUUGGUUUAUAAAUUUUCUUACAGUUUUUGUGAUUGUGUGUGAAAUUUAUUUGUGUUGUUUUUUUCAAUGGGAAUGUACUUACAUAGGUUUGUAAUUACAGAGAAGACACACUUUAACAGUAAGGACUUAUGUUAGUCCAUUUACUGAGUUUAAAUGAAUUAUGCUCCUAACAACAGCAAUAUAUUUACAGCUGCAAAAUAACUUGAAAUAUGUGCCAAAGAAUGUUUUUACUCAGUUAGAGAACUGGGGCAGAUUCUCAGGUUUGUUGUAUUUGUUGAACAGAUUUCAAGUACACAAUAUUUACAUAUUUAUUUAUUAUAUCUGGGGCUUUAAAGGCUCUUGUUGUUUUUUUGUUUUGUUUUUUUUGUGCCAGUUUGUGCACUGCAGUAUUUGUCUGUCUAAAUCGUUUGGACUGAUAAUGUUAACUAUGCAAAAGUUUUUUUCUUGAAAUUCUAUGUUGGAUUUAAUUCAUACGACAGUCCCAGUCAUAUUUGCCAACAUAUGUAAUGCCUUAAAUAUUGAAGACCUUAAACUGGACCAUGUGUUUAAUUUAUCUGAGUUAAACAUGCAAUGUUUCAUUUUACAGUGAUUUGUUCAGAAGAUUAUCAAGCCAAAAUUUGUUUUUGUAUACUGUGAAAAUCGAUCCUGUGACACCAGUGAUAGUGUUUUCUUUGACAAACUUUUCAUAUGAUUUUUGAUGCAAACAAACUUGAAUAAACAUUUUAAACAUAUGAACAUUGUGUCUAACAUAUUGCGUAUGCUAUAAUGGUAAUACAGUCAUGAACACUACCCACAGGCCGGGUACAAUACAUCAUGCAGUCA
Molecule: messenger RNA, 4970 nt
Organism: Larimichthys crocea (large yellow croaker)
Lineage: Eukaryota; Metazoa; Chordata; Actinopteri; Sciaenidae
Gene: rbm20
Product: RNA binding motif protein 20
Exons: 14
Coding region: 437-3862 (1141 amino acids)
Cellular component (GO): nucleus
Molecular function (GO): RNA binding; zinc ion binding
Source: RefSeq, a predicted model, not a curated record